This is a messenger RNA of Neltuma alba, 1475 nucleotides long. RefSeq names its product pentatricopeptide repeat-containing protein At4g21190. The record is from RefSeq and is a predicted model, not a curated record. Lineage: Eukaryota; Viridiplantae; Streptophyta; Magnoliopsida; Fabales; Fabaceae. Bases 387 to 1352 code for a protein of 321 amino acids. The transcript has 6 exons. Gene Ontology annotation, molecular function: protein binding.
GUACUCUGCAGUCUCUGAGCACCGCAAGCUGGCAAGUUUUCUGCGUUCGCAUCUGCAUGUUCUGUUGUUCUCUUCGACUUCAUGAUGGUGUGACUGAGAGUCUGAGAGAGGGAUUUGUGUUCGAAAUUUUUGUUUCCGUCCUCUAAGAACUGUGGCCGUGGGUGAGCUCAAAAUUGUGACGUUUGGGUGUGAGCCUCUAAUCUCAUUCUCUUCUCGGAAUAGUAGCUGGGGAGCAUACAACGAGAAUCUAAAUCUUGUCUGGUAGAAGAAGCAGAAGUCGACGAACAAGCAUUCUACCCUUGGUUGAACUUGCCGCCGGAAGCCGUCUACUGUGGUCUGCCCUGCUUGGUUGUUCUCCGGCAAGUAUUGAACAAGGGCUUCUCAGGAUGCUUGCACUGACAGACUCGCCUCUUUUUAUUAUUAAAACAUUUGAAGCUGUUAAAAUUCCGACAAGUACGCGAAUCUCAGUGGUAUGUGCUGCAAAAGGUCCAAGACCAAGAUAUCCUCGAGUGUGGAAAACCAAAAGGAAAAUUGGGACAAUUUCCAAGGCUGCCAAGCUUGUUCAGAAUAUUAAGGAACUGUCGAAUGUCAAAGAGGAAGUUUAUGGUGCUCUUGAUUCCUUUGUUGCUUGGGAAUUGGAGUUCCCUCUCAUUACAGUAAAGAAGGCACUAAAAACUCUUGAAGAACAACAAGAAUGGAAGCGGGUAAUACAGGUGACAAAAUGGAUGUUAAGCAAAGGUCAAGGAAGGACAAUGGGAAGCUAUUUCACAUUACUUAACGCCUUAGCAGAGGAUGACAGAUUGGAUGAAGCUGAAGAACUUUGGACAAAAUUGUUAAUGCAGAAUUUGGAAAGCUUGCCUCGUAGGUUCUUUGAUAAGAUGAUUUCCAUCUACUAUAAGAGGGGCAAGCAGAAGAAGAUGUUUGAGAUAUUUGCUGACAUGGAGGAGCUUGGGAUCCGACCUGUCAUGUCAACUGUUAAAAUGGUUGGGAAUGUCUUUAAAGAGCUGGGUAUGCUGGACAAAUAUGAAAAGUUGAUCCAGAAAUAUCCACCACCCAAGUGGGAAUAUCGGUACAUCAGAGGAAAACGUGUUAGAAUUAAAGUAGGUGAUGAAGGUGAGAAUAAUCAAUUGUACAAAGACAUGGAUGAGCACGAAGAGGAUGAUCAGGAUGGAAGAGAGAGCGAGGGGGAAGGACUUGAGCAGAGACCAGAGGUAAUUCAUGAAGAAUUCCAACAGGAUAACACUUUAAUUUAUGACGAAACAGAACAAAAUACGGAUGAAAUUGAGCAAACGGAACAGGAUGUUGGUGUACAAUGUGAGAAAGCUGAAAUAAGAUCAAAUGACUCACUAUAAGCUUGAAUUCUUCUCAUUUAAUGUUUUACUCUGCUAAAUCCUGUUUUGAUGAGGAUCAUGCGUAAUCUGGCACUAUCAAUUUAGAUUCAAAUUUGUCUGGUCCUGAACCCUUCCUUGCGUAAA